Molecule: messenger RNA, 2657 nt
Organism: Symsagittifera roscoffensis
Lineage: Eukaryota; Metazoa; Xenacoelomorpha; Acoela; Convolutidae
Product: IQ domain-containing protein E-like
Exons: 17
Coding region: 43-2103 (686 amino acids)
Molecular function (GO): protein binding
Source: RefSeq, a predicted model, not a curated record
CUUAUUAAAUAGAUAUAAAAUGGAAUAAAAUGAAGUUUUGAAAUGGUGCUUGAUUCAGAUUCCACGCUUCUGGAUGGCACUGAAAGCAGCGUGAGCACGAAAUCUCGCCAGAAACGAAAGAAAAUUAGCUCUCCCUAUAAGGCCAAAACAUCACUUCCCAAGAAUCUUGACCCGGACAAGCGACGUGCUCAAUGGCUGCAGGAUUUACGAAGUGGCAACGGACGUACAAUGUCUGGCCGCGCCAUUACUGGGACUACAGGUACUGGAGCUAGCACUUCCCGGUCCAACAAGAGUGCAGUGUCAGCCAGGUCUGUCAAGGUCACGAUGAACACUGAUGCUGAAGACGCCGCCUUUUUGAGCACAUCGAAAUUCCUGCAGAAGAAGCUGCUCGAAAGUCACAUAGGGCCCACCAAACCGACCAAGGCUUCUUUUGCGCCUAGCAGCAAAGACCCCGGAGACAUGGCGGAUGAGAUCGUGGAGUUGAAGAGACGACUGGCCGAGAUAGAGAGUGUCUCAAGCGUGAACAAGGGCAGAAUGCGACGACUGGAAGAAGACAAUUCACGCAAGGACAAGCAGAUCGAGAAGUUGUUGAACCCUGGAGGCAGUUCGGAUGAUGCGAGGAGGGCUCUGGCUGAGAGAGGGGGCGGGGACAACUCCUCAGUGGUGAACAGUCUCAAGAACAAAAACAUCAAAUUGGAACUCACUCUCAAAGAAAAAGAGAACGAACUAAGGAAACUGAAGGAAGACGUGAAGACUACACGUAGUGAAGAGAUGAAGAUCUGCAUGGAGGCGUUCUACCAGGAGAUAGUCCGACUCAGAGCAGCUGUACACACUGGCAAGAAGACGACUUUAGGAACAGAUACUUCACGACAGGAGAGAGAGGAUUUCGCCUCCAGUCGCAAAAUGAAGACACUCAAUGCAAACAUCCUCAGAUUGUCGGAGGCGAACAAGGACCUGGAGGUGGAGAAUGAGAAACUGAAGGGGGAGUUGGAGUCCCUGAAGGACAGUCUGGACAGACCCGAGAGUGGGGAGCUGGAAGACAUGAGCAGGGAACAAUUGUUGCACCACGCACACACCACACAACAGAAACUGGACAGGUUUGAACAAGUCAUGGCCGACCAAGUAGACGACGAAGACGAGAAUGCUAUUCCAGGUAAACUUAAGUUAGAGGGGUCAUUUGCUGAGAGGUUCGCUGCACUGGAUAAACGAGAGACGGAGCUGCUUCAGAACCUAGAAAAGGCAAAGACGAAUCUGAUAAAGACGAGGGAAGAAAGAGACGAGUGGAGGACCAAAUACGAUGAUGUCAGGAAAGAUUUUGAGAAACAUCGGAGCUCACAGCCACCUCCACUCCAGCCCAAUUCAACUGUCAUAGGGGGCGCUCUACCCCCUAGAACAAACACUACAAGUAUCGCGGGCUCUGAGACUGGGGAGGGUGAUUUGCAGAGACAGAGGAGAGAGGAUGACGAGGAAUGGAGAAAGAGGGGGAGGGUGGCUAAGAGGUCGUCGCCUACCGGGCGGGAGAGUAGGGAGGGCUCAGCCACUAGGUCGGAUAAAUCUCAAAACUACGAAACGACUGUUCAACUGCAGAGCAUACUGCGAGCACAUCUGGCCAGAUCGCAAGUCAAGUCCACAACUGCAUCUUCGGCUAAGCAACCCUAUUCGGCCUCAGUUGCAAGUGCGAACAGACCCCACAGCAGUGUAACUGCGCCUCCUAGCCGAACAGGGCCGACUGGCCGAAAGAGUCCUGACUCGGAUAAUGAAAGCACAGCCAGGACUCUCACAUCAAAAUCGGCUAAAUUGGAGCCAAUCACAGAUCGGUCUGAGGCGUCGAGUAGUGUGUGGAGUCUGGACAUACAGACCCCCAAAGCCAGUCCAGGCAAAUCGACCAGCUCAAAGUUGGCACUAGAUUCGCCGGUGACUUCCCCGAAAGCACGGCUGAGAACUAAGACACAGAAAGAGCCGAGCUCCGAAAGCGAAUUAAACAAAAGCGACGACAAAACCGAAGCAACCGAGGACCCCUCAGAGAGUGAUUUGAGCGUUCCGAGGGCUGCGGCGAGGCGGCGACGACCCGGCGAAGAUGACGAAGACGUAUUCGGGUUUUGAUAGCCAGAUUAAAAAGUCUAUUGAAUUUAGACUGUUAUAAUUUCAAGGCUUCUCGCAUGAUUGAAAAGGUAAAAUCGCACUUAAAUAAACGUCUGCAAGUAACAGACUAUCACUUGUUUCAUAAUCAGUGCGGACGCAGAAAUUUCGAAUUGUUUGUCGUUUUUUUGGCUCAAACAUAAGUUAUCCGCCUGCAUUCAAAACACUUAAAAGACCCUAUUAUUGAAAAGAAUUCUAUUGCCUGGGAUUUUUCUGAAUGGUUUGCUGAAAUUGUUUUGGAAACUAUUCAAGAUCUGUUCACCUAGGAACUGUAAUUUACAUUUUUUUCUAUUUGCAGAUAUUACUGAAAAUCAUUCGAGAAGCUUUAAGUUCCAUCAAGCCAAAGAUAGUAGAAACAGGCGCUCAAGGAAAAGAAACAAAAUAGUUUCAUAUGUUUUCUUGUAAAUUUUAAUAAUUGUGUAUAGUUGUAUAUGUAAAUCGCGCUGCAUCGUUUGUUGUGUAAAAAGAUCAAAUGCACUAAAAAUAGUAAUUUAAUUGAAUUUUUUUGAGCAUGCUGA